AUGUCGUGCUCUGCUGAGCGCUAUUUACACGGGUUCCCGUGCUGCAUUCUGCUCUGGUAUACACUACAUAUGGAUGAUGUCUGUCAAGAAACCGGCCGAAGUCUUGAAGAUCCCUAUUGGACGCCAAGUGUUUUACGUUCUCUAUCUUCGAGUACCUUCACCAUUCAUUACAAUCCCGUUCUCGAUGGUGAUGGCGAUACUCGUGAUACACGGUCAAUGUGCGCCAGCAAGUAG
Molecule: messenger RNA, 234 nt
Organism: Peniophora sp. CBMAI 1063
Lineage: Eukaryota; Fungi; Basidiomycota; Agaricomycetes; Russulales; Peniophoraceae
Source: the annotation of a GenBank genome assembly